Molecule: messenger RNA, 1107 nt
Organism: Acomys russatus (golden spiny mouse)
Lineage: Eukaryota; Metazoa; Chordata; Mammalia; Rodentia; Muridae
Gene: Tex55
Product: testis expressed 55
Exons: 4
Coding region: 1-1107 (368 amino acids)
Cellular component (GO): nucleus
Source: RefSeq, a predicted model, not a curated record
AUGGACGAGCCUCCUCAGGAAGCCCCAGACGAAUCAUCCAACCAUGAAAACGCGGCUCAACUCCCAGAUAACCGGAAGACCAAGGGAGAAGGAGGAGCAGGCCAGGCGACUAACAAAGGUUCUGAACAUGCCGGGGUUGGAUCAUCUGAGUCAACUGACGACCAGGCAUCCAGCCAAGGUGCUAGCUCAGGGUCUAGACGGACUGAACAAAGAGCCUAUGAAGAGCUGACCGAACACAGAUCGCCUGGCCGUGCUGAGAGGAAAGCAUCUCAGCAAGUCGACCGCAGAUCAUCUGGCCAGGCUGAGAGAAGAACUUCUGAGUCACCUAACCAACAAUUGCCUAGCUCCCUUGAGGGGAAAGCCUCUGAGCGGACUGACCGAGGAACUUCGGGGUAUGCUGACCAGGUUCCAUCAGACUCUGGAGUACCAGGAAAGAGUCAACGCCAAGUAUACAACCAAGAUGGUUACCAGACGGAAGACUUUACUGAUGAAUACCGGUUUAGUGAGGAUGAGGAAACCGACUAUGAACAUGGAAAAGAGGCUGACUAUCAUUUAUACUGCAAAACACUUGGCCAGUCUGAUAACCAAUCGUCAUCCGAAGACAACAAAGACGUCAGAGCAGCUGACCAUAAAAUCCAGCCUUGCAUGUUUGAAGAUAGUCCAACAGAAAUCAGAUCCAAAGUUUCAACUGGAGGGGAAACAGAAAGCUCAGGCACUAUCCAAGGCUACAACCCACCCGACACCGAAUUCACCAGUGACACCCAGUCCUCAUAUGAAAAACUGCCCUCCAUCACAACCAAAGUGUACUAUUCCUCCAGUCAAGAUAAAUAUCAAACCACAGAAAUCACUACUGAUGUUACUACAGAAUUUGAGCAAAGAAAGGGCUCACAAAGGCACAGCCACACUCCCAGGAGGCGGUUUCCUCCCAUCGUUUUUGAAGACCCUUAUCAAGUUGCACUGCGCUACAUGGAGAAGCACAACAUUCUCCAGGUGUUCCAGCAGAUCACUGAAAACCUAGUCUAUGAAAAGCCAGACGAUCCCUUGGAUUUCAUGCUAGGCCAGGUGCAGGAAAUGAUCCGGCAGAGAGACGAAAGGCAAGGCAUCUGA